AUGGUAAAAAGGACAAGAGAGGUUCAUAGAAACCUCAAAAGAAUCAAAGUAGAAGUGGAGAAUGAAACUCAACUAUCAAAAAACUACGAUGGCCAAAUACCGAUAGAAAUAAAAAAUGAAAAGAAUAUACAGAUCGAUAUCAAGGAAGAACUGAAAAAUAAUACUCUAACAGGGCAAACCGUUUAUGGUGACUUAGACAAGCCAGAGAGGAAGCUGGCACCAAAUAUAUUUAAGAAUGCAAAACAAACGACAGAAGGGCCUGCAAACUGGACUAGAAUUUAUAAUGAAGUGGUCAAGAUGAGAAGUAAAAUAACAACACCGGUUGACACACAAGGCUGCGAAAGAAUGCCAAAUAGCAUUAGUCCAGGCAUUCAGAAAAGAGAUCCGAAGCGAUUCCGUUUCCAACUACUUAUUUCGUUGAUGUUAUCUUCUCAGACGAAAGAUGAGAUAAAUUUUGCAGCAAUGAUGAAGCUCGAAUCGUUCUUCAAGAAUUUUGGUGGUCUUUGUAUUGAGGGUAUUUUGGCAACCUCUGAAAAGCAAAUAGACGACUUAAUAUGUCAAGUGGGAUUCCAUAAUAGAAAAGCAGGUUAUAUCAAAAGAACUUGUGAAAUCCUUAUGGAAACUCAUGAAGGAGAUGUUCCAAAGACAAUUGAGGAAAUCACUAGUUUGCCCGGGAUAGGGCCCAAAAUGGGAUACUUACUCUUGCAGAAUGCAUGGAAUCUCACCCUGGGAAUAGGAGUAGAUGUUCAUUUACACAGGUUGGCACAGGCAUGGGGAUGGGUUCGUAAAUCAAAUAACCCAGAGACAACGAGAGCAGACUUGGAAAGUUGGCUUCCUCGAGAAUAUUGGGCCGACAUCAAUCCAUUGAUGGUAGGAUUUGGACAGGUUGUCUGUGUACCAAGAGCAUCCAAUUGUGAUGUAUGUUAUUUGUCCCAUGGCUUGUGUAAGAGCAGGAAUCGCAAAUUACGACUUCCUUUGACGGAAGAAAGAAUUGUGAAAUUAAAUAAGCAGAGAGGCGAUUUAUCGGCGUUGAUUGCGGAUGCAGCGAAUAAGGAUUGGUAA
Priceomyces carsonii is the source of this 1062-nucleotide messenger RNA. It is a transcript of the gene NTG1, whose product is annotated as bifunctional N-glycosylase/AP lyase. The transcript has a single exon. Gene Ontology annotation, cellular component: nucleus. Gene Ontology annotation, molecular function: DNA binding; DNA-(apurinic or apyrimidinic site) endonuclease activity; oxidized pyrimidine nucleobase lesion DNA N-glycosylase activity. NCBI's taxonomy places the organism in Eukaryota, Fungi, Ascomycota, Pichiomycetes, Serinales, Debaryomycetaceae. The coding region runs from base 1 to 1062 and encodes 353 amino acids. The record is from RefSeq and is a predicted model, not a curated record. Gene Ontology annotation, biological process: base-excision repair; nucleotide-excision repair; base-excision repair, AP site formation.